Messenger RNA from Purpureocillium lilacinum, 204 nucleotides. NCBI's taxonomy places the organism in Eukaryota, Fungi, Ascomycota, Sordariomycetes, Hypocreales, Ophiocordycipitaceae. The record is from RefSeq and is a predicted model, not a curated record.
AUGGCCCCAAUUGCCUGCUGCAGCCCGCGUAGCCUAGCAGCCCGCGAUAGCUUUAAUUGCGCUGUAGCCCGUGCAGCCCGCGAUGGCCUCAAUUGCCUGCUGCAGCCCAGCAGCCCGCGAUGGCCUCAAUUGUCUGCUAUAGCCCGGCAGCCCGCCAUGCCUUCAGUUGCUGCAGCGGGCUACGUGCGCAGGCCGCUGGAAUGA